Molecule: messenger RNA, 1764 nt
Organism: Macadamia integrifolia
Lineage: Eukaryota; Viridiplantae; Streptophyta; Magnoliopsida; Proteales; Proteaceae
Product: vacuolar protein sorting-associated protein 9A-like
Exons: 6
Coding region: 290-1462 (390 amino acids)
Biological process (GO): vesicle-mediated transport
Cellular component (GO): endocytic vesicle; cytosol
Molecular function (GO): small GTPase binding; guanyl-nucleotide exchange factor activity
Source: RefSeq, a predicted model, not a curated record
UCAGAGGCUGAGCUCCUCUCCUUGUUCUUCGUGCGGUAGGGCUUACUCCUCCUCUCCUCUCCUCUCGCACGCGCGCUAACCUAACAUUCCAACCAAGACCCCUCUCUCUCUCGCCAUCGUUCUCUCGCUUUGUACUCUAAAGACUAACCCUCCAUGAGAGCUUUAUUUCAAUUAUAUAAAUGGAGACUCAGCUUCUCUUGUUUCCCUAAUUCGAGACACAGAAAGAGACAUAUAUGGUUGUCGUGGCUCUGCUUCUGGUUUUGGUUUAAUCUAGGUCAAGCUAAGCUCUAUGGAUUCUUCUUCUCGUUCGCUCCCGUUCUAUGAUUUCCUCGAUCGAAUGCGUCAUCCUGCUGCGGUUGAUCUCGUUCGCUCUAUCAAAAGCUUUAUUGUAUCCUUUUCAUUUCAUGCUGUCAACUCUGAAAAUGAUGGCAAAAGGCUACAAGAUUUCCUUUCAACAAUGGAGACUUCUAUCAGGGAUCAUCCAUUAUGGUCUGGUGCCUCCGAGGAAGAAAUUGACUGUGCCAUUGAGGGGUUGGAGAAGUAUGUUAUGACAAAAUUGUAUGCCCGUACAUUUGCUUCAUCUCAAGAGGAUGCUAAGAUUGAUCAAGAGAUAUUGGAGAAAAUACAUUUGCUGCAAAAGUUUGUUAGACCUGAACAUUUGGACAUACCUGAAGCUCUUCAUGAUGAAGCAUCAUGGCUGCUUGCAGAGAAAGAACUGCAGAAAUUGAAUGCCUUCAAAGUUCCUCGUGAGAAACUUCUCUGCAUUUUUAGUUGUUGCAGGGUCAUCAACAAUUUGCUUCUCAAUGUCUCUAUGUCAGAAAAUCAUGAACCAUCGGGAGCUGAUGACUUCCUUCCAGUUCUUAUUUAUGUCACCAUCAAGGCCAAUCCCCCACAGUUGCAUUCCAACCUCAAAUUCAUCCAACUGUUCAGGCGGCAAUCAAAACUGAUCUCAGAAGUUGCUUAUUACUUUACAAACCUUAUGUCUGCCAAAUCGUUUAUCGUUGACUUGGAUGGCAAGUCUCUCUCCAUUGAUGAAGCAGAGUUUCAAGAGAAAAUGCUCGCAGCAAGGUUGGAAUUUCAAAUGAACAUGCUUCCAGAAAGGUUGGGUAAAGGUCAGACACAAAUAGACCUGUGCUCCACACGGGUCAUGGCUAGGCCCACAGUACAUAGUUAUUUCUCAAGAAAGCUUAGUGAGGAGAUCAACACUCUAGAUGAAGGAGAUUAUCCGUUCAUGGAAACCGUGCCUGGAGAUUUAACUGUUAGUGAUGUUGAGAGAUUGCUCAACUUGUACAAGGAGGUUGUCAAAAAGUAUACCCGUCUCUGCGGGUCAGUGAGAAGCCUCUCCGUAUUAAAUGUACCAUCUGUGCUGCCACUUCUACGAGACGUCAAGCAUCAGCCGCCUGAUCAACCUGAGCGACCACAGCAACAGCAUCAACAGAGACCAGACUCCACAGAUGCUUGACCCAAGUAACUGGUUUGUGAGUUUUCUUUAUUUUUGUUAUGGUAUCUAGUUUUUGUGUUUUUUUGUUGUUAUUUCAUCCCUUUGAGUGAAGGAUAAUUUGACGAGCAUACUAUAAUGAUUAAGAAAACAUAACCUUUGAGUUACUAGGAAGUCUUAGCAGUAACCAUGCAGAGUGUUGCAUGGUCAGGUGGAAUUCGAUGGGACAUGUGGUCCAUCGGACCUGGCGCCUUUGAGCUUCAUACACAAAUGCAGUUGUAAAGUAGAAAAUCACCAAACAGAAUCAAGAACUGAUAGAAACCAAA